Messenger RNA from Tarenaya hassleriana, 2385 nucleotides. RefSeq names its product ERAD-associated E3 ubiquitin-protein ligase component HRD3A-like. Lineage: Eukaryota; Viridiplantae; Streptophyta; Magnoliopsida; Brassicales; Cleomaceae. The record is from RefSeq and is a predicted model, not a curated record. The transcript has 6 exons. Gene Ontology annotation, molecular function: protein binding. The coding region runs from base 77 to 2089 and encodes 670 amino acids.
CGCAUCGAGGAACUGAGAAAUUACAGCGAACGACGACGACGACGACGACGAAGAAGAAGAAGAAGAAGAAGAUAGGAUGAGAGUCUUAGCCUUCAGAGCAGUAACUCUCUCUCUCCUUAUUUUCUCUCUCUACAAUCAUCGUGUCCAUGCUCGUCCCUUCGUCCUCGUCUUCUCCAACGAUGAUCUCAACGGCGGCGUAACCACCGGCGACGACGGCAACGAGUCCUCCGAGUUCGAUGAGUUCGGCGAUUCCGAUUCCAAGUCCGAGGAGGAGCUCGAUCCAGGCUCCUGGCGUCCGAUCUUCGAGCCGGACGACUCUGCCGUCCAGGUCGCGUCGCCGAAGUACUACUCCGGCCUCCACAAGAUUUUCUCAGCGGCGAGUGAAGGAAACGCGAGGCUGAUGGAGGAUGCGGUGGCGGAGAUUGAGGCGGUUGCGGCGGCGGGAGAUCCCCAGGCACAGUCGGUGAUGGGUUUCGUGUACGGAAUGGGGAUGAUGCGGGAGAAGAGCGCGGCGAAGUCGUUUACGUACCAUCAUUUCGCUGCCGAGGGCGGGAAUAUGCAAUCGAAGAUGGCGCUCGCGUUCACAUAUAUCAGACAAGAUAUGUACGAAAAAGCUGUGAAAUUGUAUGCUGAACUAGCAGAAGCGGCUGUGAAUAGUUUCUUGAUCUCGAAAGAUUCUCCGGUGGUUGAACCCAUUAGAAUUCAUAGCGGAACUGAAGAGAACAAAGAUGCACUAAGGAAAUCUCGCGGAGAGGAGGACGAGGAUUUUCAGAUAUUAGAAUAUCAAGCUCAGAAAGGGAAUGCUGCGGCAAUGUACAAAAUUGGACUGUUUUACUACUUUGGUCUUAGAGGAUUAAGGCGCGAUCACACUAAGGCAUUGUACUGGUUUUCAAGGGCAGUAGACAGAGGAGAACCGAGGUCGAUGGAACUUCUGGGAGAGAUUUAUGCUAGAGGAGCUGGUGUCGAGAGAAAUUAUACCAAGGCAUUUGAAUGGCUUACGCUUGCUGCGAAACAAGGUCUCUAUUCAGCAUAUAAUGGCAUUGGGUACUUGUACGUCAAAGGGUAUGGAGUGGAAAAGAAAAACUACACUAAGGCGAGAGAAUACUUUGAGAAGGCUGUGGACAAUGAUGAUCCUAGUGGACACUAUAACCUCGGGGUGUUGUACCUUAAAGGCAUCGGAGUAAAAAAGGAUGUGAGGACAGCAUGCAAGUAUUUUCUUGUUGCAGCUAAUGCUGGUCAACCAAAGGCUUUCUACCAAGUGGCUAAGAUGUUCCACACUGGUAUCGGACUUAAGAAGAACUUGGAAAUGGCCACUUCAUUUUACAAGUUAGUAGCAGAAAGGGGACCAUGGAGUUCAAUGUCGAGAUGGGCUCUGAAAUCUUACCUGAAAGGUGAUGUGGGCAAGGCAUUGCUCUUGUAUUCGAGAAUGGCAGAGCUCGGUUAUGAAGUUGCGCAAAGCAAUGCGGCCUGGAUCCUCGAUAAAUAUGGGGAAAGAAGCAUGUGCAUCGGAGAGACUGGGUUUUGCACGGAUAAGGAGAGGCAUGAGCGUGCUCAUACUUUGUGGUGGCGUGCCUCUGAACAGGGCAACGAACAUGCUGCUUUGCUCAUUGGAGAUGCAUAUUACUAUGGCCGGGGAACGGAGAGGGAUUUUGUGAGAGCAGCAGAGGCAUACAUGUAUGCGAAAUCGCAGGCAAAUGCGCAAGCAAUGUUCAAUCUGGGGUACAUGCAUGAGCAUGGACAAGGGCUUCCCUUGGAUCUUCAUCUUGCCAAGCGUUACUACGAUCAGGCUCUCGAGAAUGACCCUUCUGCCAAAUUGCCCGUCACUCUCGCCCUUGCCAGCUUGUGGAUCCGCAGAAACUACGCCGAUUCUGUUCUGGUGAGGGUACUGGAUUCCUUGCCGGAAGUGUACCCGAAGGUGGAGGGAUGGGUGGAGAACGUUCUGUUGGAAGAAGGAAACGCCACUAUACUCACACUUUUCGUAUGUCUUAUAACUGUCCUGUACCUCCGGGAGAGACAGCGGAGACACGUCGUCGUGGAUCCUGUCGGUGCUGACGUGGCACAGCCCCUCCUCGCCGUCCCGCAGAGGUGAUCUCUCUCAUUCAUUCCGUGCAUGCCGCCCUUGUUCUUUUGACUCCUCCUGUACAGGUUACACAAAAAAGGAAGAGACUUUUAAAGUUUCCACCUUGAAAAAACGUAGUGAAGUGGUGGUGCUGUAACGAUAGCUGAAGGGUACCGUGGGAUACAAGAAACGUUAUGUUUUCUUUUUUCUGGUUUGAUUGAUAGAUUUGGUCGAAACCUGGUUCGGUUUAUGUUCUUUUGAUCUGUAGAGCAUAACGAUUUCUGGUGUUUCUUUCCCCUCUGAUCUAUUAUUCAUUUUGAUUGAUA